AUGAGUGAAUGUCUCACUGCCAACGAACAACGCUUUCGAUUUCAGCAAGACGCAUCAUUGGCAGCUACUUGUAGUUUGCCUAAAAGAGAACACUACUACAUGAUUUUGUUCAUUGCACAAGUCUCCUCCAACCCUCUCAAACAAGUAGUAGAUUGUUUCCUUGCAGCACAUAUGAUGUUGUCCGGGAGAUCAACUACUACAACUAAAAAGCUUGCAUGGUUGACCCUUAAGAUAUUCAAUUCUACUACUUCAAUUCUAGACAAGUCCCUUAAAUCCAUAAGGAAGACACUUGCAAAAUAUGUUGCUUAUGGACAACACCAUAUCCGAUGCCUUCCAAAUGAGAGGGAAGCACUCCUUCAAUUCAAGGCUGCCAUUGUUGAUGACUUCGGCAUGCUCUCCUCUUGGACCACUCCCGACUGUUGCCAAUGGAAGGGGAUUCGCUGCAGUAACCUCACAGCUCAUAUUAUAAGCCUCCACCUUCCUGGAUAUUAUCAUCGUGAAUCUCUUUCUCUUCGUGGUUAUUAUGACAUCUCGUGUUACAUCAUCGGAGAGAUACACAAGUCGUUAAUGGAGUUGCGACAUUUGCAGUAUUUGAACCUCAGUUUCAAUUAUUUUCGAGAGACUAAUAUUCCAGAGUUUCUUGGAUCUCUUACCAACUUGAGAUAUCUUGAUCUCUCUUCAUGUGGUUUUAGUGGACAAAUUCCAACUCAGAUAAGUUCUCUUUCUCAUUUGAAAUAUUUGAAUCUAUCAAGAAAUUACUAUUUGAAUGGUUCAAUCCUUCGUGAACUUGGAAAUCUCUCUCGGUUGGAAUAUCUUGAUCUCAGUUGGAAUUCUUUUGAAGGAUACAUUCCUUCCCAACUUGGAAAUCUCUCUCGGUUGCAGUAUCUUGAUCUCAGCUACAAUUCUUUUGAAGGAUACAUUCCAUCCCAACUAGGAAACCUUUCAAAUUUACAUCAACUCUAUCUUGGAGGAAGAUAUGAUAGUGCUCUCAAAAUUUUCACUAGUGAUCAAUGGUUAUCUAAUCUUAAUUCUUUAACCCAUCUUUCCUUCAAUUCCAUCUCUAAUUUUAACAGUUCUCCUAGCUGCCUUCGAACCAUUGCCAAGCUACCAAAACUAAGAGAACUCAGUUUAUCUAAAUGUGGCCUUUCUGACCAUUUCCUCCUUUCAUUCAANCCUUCCAACUUCAAUUUUUCUACUUCCCUUUCUGUCCUUGAUCUUUCUCGUAACUCCUUCACACAACCAAUGGUAUUCCAGUGGGUGUNAAACACCACUUCCAACCUUGUUGAGCUUGACCUUAGUUCAAACCUCUUGAAGGGUUUGACAUCAAAUCAGUUUGGCUUGGCCAUGAAUUUGCUUGAGCACCUUGACCUCUCCUAUAAUGUGUUCAAGGGUGAAGAUUUGAAAUCAUUCAUGAAUAUGUGCACCCUACGUUUAUUAUACAUGUCUGAAAACAAUAUGACCGAAGACCUUUCGUUAAUUCUUCAUAAUUUCUCCAGUGGUUGUGUUAGAUACUCACUACAAGAGUUGAGUUUGUCAUCUAAUCAAAUCAGAGGCUCCGUACCUGACCUUUCAGAAUUUUCAAAUUUAAAAACGUUGGAUCUUUCUGAUAAUCAAUUGAGUGGGAAGAAACCUGAAGGNACUAACUCUNUAGAAGNUGGUGGUUCAAAAUCAUUUGGGAGCAUAUGUACUUUGGAGUUAUUGGAUUUGUCUGAAAAUAUGUUGAGCGAAGAUCUUACGGUCAUAUUUAAUCAUUUGUCUGGAUGUUCUACAUACUCAUUACAAAAAUUGAGUUUGGCAUCCAAUCAAAUCAGAGGCUCCGUACCUGACCUUUCAGCAUUUUCAUAUUUAAACAUAUUGGAUCUUUCUGGGAAUCAAUUGAGUGGGAAGAUACCUGAAGGCACUAGAUUGCCAUCUCAUUUGGAGCAAUUAUCAAUUGGGUAUAACUCUUUAGAAGGUGGUGUUCCAAAAUCAUUUGGAAGCACGUGUACAUUGGAGUUAUUGUAUUUAUCUUCAAACAAGUUGAGUGAAGAUCUCACAGUGAUAUUUAAUCAUUUGUCUGGAUGUUCUAGAUACUCAUUGCAACAAUUAGAUCUGAGUAUGAAUGAAAUUAGUGGUACUUUGCCUAGCAACCUCGCCAUAAUGUUCCCAUCGUUAAAAGAAUUGUACCUUGAUAGUAACAAGCUAAACGGGACAAUUUCUGAAGAUCUUCGAUUUCCAACAGAACUUGAGCCCUUCAAUCAUCUCCACGGGCAGCUCCUCAUCUCUUCAGCUCCUUCAGUCAGCCUUUUUGCACGUGCCCUAGCCAUCGCUAGUUCAGAGAUUGCAAGCCAUGGAGCUCUUCGAAGUCUUCUCUUCCUCUCACUUGAUCCUUAG
Messenger RNA from Vigna radiata var. radiata (mung bean), 2373 nucleotides. Its product is annotated as receptor-like protein 12. The transcript is spliced from 6 exons. NCBI's taxonomy places the organism in Eukaryota, Viridiplantae, Streptophyta, Magnoliopsida, Fabales, Fabaceae. Gene Ontology annotation, molecular function: protein binding. The record is from RefSeq and is a predicted model, not a curated record. The coding region runs from base 1 to 2373 and encodes 790 amino acids.